Messenger RNA from Lactuca virosa, 969 nucleotides. The record is from the annotation of a GenBank genome assembly. Lineage: Eukaryota; Viridiplantae; Streptophyta; Magnoliopsida; Asterales; Asteraceae.
AUGUAUGCUGUAUCCAGCCAAUCAAAGCCACUGCCACUCAGGCACCUCUUGCUGUUUCAAAGACCAGUACCGGAGGGAAGACCAAGGUUGGAAUCAAUGCGUAUGGGUAGAAUUAAAAGAACAUCAACCUUGCAGGUUUUUGACAAAUUGGAAGGAACCAUCAAGGUUAUUGAUGAGUCCACUUUAGAAAUCAACGGGAAGCAAAUAAAAGUAACCAGCCAAAGAGAUCCAGCCACAAUUCCAUGGGGUGAUUUUGGAGCUGACUAUAUUCAGAGAUCCAGCCACAAGAAGGGUGGUGCUAAGAAGGUGGUGAUCUCAGCUCCAUCAGCUGAUGCGCCCAUGUUUGUUGUAGGGGUAAAUGAGACCACAUACAAACCAAACAUGGAUAUUGUAUCCAAUGCCAGCUGUACUACUAACUGCUUAGCCCAUUUAGCCAAGGUGGUUCAUGAGGAGUUUGGUAUCAUUGAAGGUUUGAUGACAACUCUGUUGUUAUUUUAUUUGUUUUCUGCUACACAAAAAACGGUUAAUGGACCUUCAAUGAAGGAUUGGCGUGGAGGACGUGGCGCUGCACAAAACAUCAUCCCUAGUUUCAUUAGUGUUGCCAAGGCUGUGGGAAAGGUAUUGCCAGAGCUAAAUGGAAAGCUUACUGGAAUGGCUUUUAGGGUUCAUGGUCCAAAUCAUAUGAUGCAUGAGAUGUGGAAUCCUCUUGGAGUAGUUGGUGUUAUUACAGCACUGUGGAAGGCCCCUGGACCACAAUCUUUGGUUUCAGUUACCAACAACACAGAUUUAGUACUCGAAUUAUGCCUCCAGCCUGAUGCUUCUUCUAAAGAGAAUUUGGAUACCUUAGAAGAUUCCAGAACAGAUUCCCCAAAAGAUGCCAUAGAGACAGAUGUACAGAAACAGAUUGUCAUUGGAGAACUGAAACCUAGAGAAAGUCUUCCACUUCCACUUUUUGGACUUGUUCCCUAA